AUGGCCUUUUUACACUCUCAUUCGUGCGAGUGUCUCAAAUCAGAAUUGGAAUUAUUCACCGUCCCACCAACGCAAGCAACAAUUGAAAACUCGCAAUGGUUACAUUACAAACCAAUAUCGUCGUUAACCGAUGAUUCACCUAUAGAAUUUGUUAUACCAGGCCAGGGAGAAGAAUACAUCGACUUACCACAUACCAUGUUAUGUAUCAGUGUUCAAAUAAGACCGACCGUUUCCAAAGAAAUUCCAAAAAAAGAAGAGACUUCAGGUGCUGUUGAUAAGCUAGUAGGACCCGUCAAUAAUUUUAUGCAUUCGUUAUUCAAUCAGGUAGAUGUGUUUUUCAAUCAAAAACUUGUAACACCCCCAAAUAAUGCGUACGCUUACAGAGCUUAUAUAGAAACAUUGCUUAAUUAUGGCCCUGCUGCAAAAAACUCUCAUUUAACAAGUGUGUUGUGGUAUAGCGAUACGGGUAGUGAAAUGGCGCAACCAUCCAUCUUAAACGCCGGUUUUCUAAAACGGUGUUCGUUAACAGCUAAUGCUAAGGAAAUUGACCUUAUGGGUUAUUUACAUUGCGAUGUUUUCAAUCAAGAAAGGUUUCUGAUAAACGGCGUAGAAAUGCGUUUGCGGAUGGUACAAUCAAGAGACGCUUUCUGCCUUAUGGAUCAAACCGAACGAGGUUUCGAAGUUCAUAUACUCGAUGCUACGCUACUUGUCAGACGUUCAAAGAUUUCACCAGAAUACGGUCUUUUGGAUUCUACAUCAUUAUUAUCAUUGACAUCACCGUCAUCACCACCCGCACCAUCGUUUUCUACGACUUGGUGUAAUCGUAAUAAUCAUCAUAAUAUCAAAAAAGAAGAAGAUGAUAUCUCUCCAGUCAAUUCUUGGUGGUUAUGA
This is a messenger RNA of Solenopsis invicta (red fire ant), 891 nucleotides long. RefSeq lists its product as uncharacterized. Gene Ontology annotation, cellular component: cytosol. The record is from RefSeq and is a predicted model, not a curated record. Gene Ontology annotation, biological process: deoxyribonucleotide biosynthetic process. The coding region runs from base 1 to 891 and encodes 296 amino acids. NCBI's taxonomy places the organism in Eukaryota, Metazoa, Arthropoda, Insecta, Hymenoptera, Formicidae. Gene Ontology annotation, molecular function: ribonucleoside-diphosphate reductase activity, thioredoxin disulfide as acceptor. The transcript is spliced from 2 exons.